Messenger RNA from Schizosaccharomyces octosporus yFS286, 1446 nucleotides. Its product is annotated as TIM23 translocase complex subunit Tim23. The record is from RefSeq and is a predicted model, not a curated record. The coding region runs from base 121 to 753 and encodes 210 amino acids. Gene Ontology annotation, molecular function: transmembrane protein transporter activity. Gene Ontology annotation, biological process: protein import into mitochondrial matrix. Gene Ontology annotation, cellular component: TIM23 mitochondrial import inner membrane translocase complex; mitochondrial inner membrane. Lineage: Eukaryota; Fungi; Ascomycota; Schizosaccharomycetes; Schizosaccharomycetales; Schizosaccharomycetaceae. The transcript has a single exon.
AAAAAUAUCAAAACUGUUCAUCAAAUGAAAUUGGACCUGAUCUCUAGUGCGCUAAAUAAGACGGCUUCCACCGACUGACAACCAACAUCUUCUUUGUAAGUCCAAAUCACAAUUUUCAGCAUGUCUUGGUUAUUUACAAGAGAAAAAAAGGAAAAUCAAGAUACUCAGGCAAAACCUGUUGAAAAUGAAGCCUCCUCGGGCUCCUCUGCUUCCGAUAUCCUCUCUCAGUCAGAAUUUGAUCCAGCAAAGCUUCAUCCUUUGGCAGAAUUAGACAAGCCUUUAGAUUAUUUGCUUAUUGAAGAAGAUGCCUUAAGUGCUUUGCCUGGUGAUAGUAUGGCUAUCCCUUCUCGUGGUUGGCAGGACGAUCUUUGCUACGGAACUGGUACUUCAUAUUUAACCGGUUUAGCCGUUGGUGGUGCAUGGGGUUUCAAUGAAGGACUUAAAAAAACUAGAGACAUUACUUCUACUAGACUUCGUUUGAACGGUGUUCUCAACGGUAUUACACGUCGUGGUCCUUUUGUUGGAAAUUCUCUUGGUGUGCUCGCCAUCGUGUACAAUGGAAUCAAUUCCUUCAUUGGCUACAAGCGUGAAAAGCAUAGCUGGGAAAACAGCGUUGCUGCCGGUGCUAUAACUGGUGCUCUUUACAAGUCUACUCGUGGCGUGCGCGCAAUGGCCAUCAGUAGUACCUUGGUAGCUUCCGCUGCUGGGGUUUGGGCUUUUGCUAAGAAGACUUUGACGAGUAAGAAGGAUUGAUUUUGAUUUUUGUUUAUAAAUCCUCGUGAUUUGCAUGUAAUUCCCUCUCGCAAGUCAUGAGAAUCCCCUUUUCACCUCCUCUACCAUAAAUUGAACUGCAUUGUUUCAUCUUUGUAUUUUUACCUUGGUUUUUUUUUUGAAAACAACAUACAAUGAGAAUUUUUUCUUCCUUAAAUCACUUUUGAUUCUAAUCUUUUAAUUGGUUUCAACCUAUCUUCUUGGAUGCUGGAUUUCCACCUUGUUUCUGCGCACUUCCCUUUUCAAGAUAGUUCGAGAGGAAUCGAUAUUGCAAAAAAGUAAAGUCUAGUCCCGAUUGGAGGACCAUUUACAUUCUUUCUAUGGGUUUUUGGUCAUUGGAUUCGACAUACAUGGUAUCCCGUUAUAUCCUACUUUUUUGUUUAAUGAUUGCCAACAAAAAUUGAAUAAAUCGUCUUUAUUCUAAACUUGGUCCUUGUUCCUUUUCCUUUUGGAUCUAUGCAUGUAUUAAUCGUCAAUAAAAUUCCCAAAGCCUUUACGGUUUUACUGAUUACUACAAUCAUCUUCCACAUAUGCACUCAAUUACAUUUUAAACAACUAUAGUAAUGUAUACGCAAAGCUUACAAUGACGCUAGUACACCUUUGCUUCAAACAGUCAUCCGCUUCACGGCUCACUGAUGCCACAAAGCACUACAAGGCUUCUUAUCAUACACUCGU